AUGCGAAGAACGGAAAAUGCAGCUGGAAAUACCAAAAAGCACUAUGAAGCACUGCCAGGAUCAACUGCAAACAGUGUAAAUAACAGCAGCAGCAACCAGGGACAACUCUUUGAUCUCAAAUCUACAAACACUUCAUCCACUGCUGGCGACUCGUCUACCUCCUCAUCAUCCCUCCCCGCAAGACCGAGUGCCAUAAAACAACAACAACAAUCCCAACAGGCCGCUUUUGCUGCUUCUGUCAUUGGUAGAAAAUCAGACGACUUCGACCCAGUAGUCCCAAAAUACGUCGCCAGAGAAAACACUUCUUCCUUUGCCCAUACCGAACCUCCAAAACAACAAUUCAACAGGCCAGCACCCCCUCCACCCAAUAUUACAUCAAGACCAAACCCAUUCACAAAUCCACAACAACCUGCAGGACAACGAGAUUCAUAUAGUUUAAAAUCACCUACAAUGGGUAUCAAUCCUCAAAUCCUCGCUCAAAAGUAUGGAAAUAUCAACUCGAAUGAAAUCUCAAGUUACUAUCAACAAUUCGAAGCGCUUGAUCCUGAACGAAAAGGUGCCAUUCACACAACCAGUUUACGUGAUGUCGCUCCCAAGUCUGGAGAAAGAUACGAAGAUGUAGUCCAAAAGAUGCAAGAUCUUCGUCUCUCUACCUCUGAUGGCUUUAUCGAGUUUGAAAACUUUCUCCAGAUUGUAUCGCAAUUACGAUCAUCUCGAGGCCCUACUAAAGGCUCAUCGGGUGGUGACAGCAAGAAAAUCACUCUUCAUGGCACCUCUGUCAAUGUAACCCACACCAUGAAUGAAGACGAAAAGGAAUCGUUCGUGGCACACAUCAACUCUCAACUCGGUCGUGAUCGAGAUGUUGGAGCUCGAUUACCUAUUGAUGUGAAGACAAUGCAAAUCUUUACCGAGUGCAAAGAUGGUUUGAUCCUCUCAAAGCUCAUCAAUGAUUCAGUCCCUGGCACAAUUGAUGAACGUGUAUUGAAUGUUGGCAAGAAAUUGAAUGCCUUCCAGAUGACUGAAAACAACAACGUCGUCAUCAACUCUGCCAAGGCUAUUGGCUGUUCAGUCGUCAACAUUGGUUCUCAAGAUUUGAUUGAAGGACGAGAACAUCUGAUUCUUGGCUUGAUUUGGCAAAUCAUCAAGAUGGGUUUGUCUGCCAAGAUUGACAUCAAGGUCCACCCUGAACUGUUCCGUCUAUUGGAACCUGGCGAGACCCUGGAUGAUUUCUUGAAGCUCCCUGCUGAACAGAUCCUCAUUCGUUGGUUCAAUUAUCACCUCAAGAAGGCUGGUUGGGCUCGCAAAGUUACCAAUCUGACUGGUGAUGUCAAGGACGGUGAAAACUACACCGUACUCCUCAACCAAUUAGCCCCAGAAACGUGUUCUCGUGCUCCUCUCCGUGUCGGUGAUUUGAUGGAACGUGCCGAAGCUGUUUUACAAAACGCCGACAAGCUCGGCUGUCGUAAAUACUUGACUCCAAAGACCAUGGUUGAAGGAAAUCAAAAGUUGAACUUUGCUUUUGUUGCCAAUCUCUUCAAUACUCAUCCUGGUUUGGAAGCAUUGAAUCAAACUGAGAAGGGUGCUUUGGAUGAUUGGUUGUUCAAGAGUGAAGGUGACCGUGAAGCUCGAGCCUUUGCUCUGUGGUUGAACUCUUUGGGUUGUGAGCCAUUCGUUAACAACCUCUUUGAUGAUCUCCAAGACGGUUUGGUAUUGUUGCAAGCCAUGGACACUGUCAAACCAGGCAUUGUUGACUGGAAGAAGGUCAACAAGGCUCCAGUCUCCUCCAAGUUCAAAAAGGUCGAAAACACCAAUUACGUGGUUGUUUUGGGCAAGGCUCUCAAGUUCUCAUUGGUUGGUAUUCAAGGAUCAGAUAUCACCGAUGGAAUCAAGAACUUGACUUUGGCCAUUGUAUGGCAACUCAUGAGAGAACACAUCAUCCAAACCUUGAAGACAUUGACCAAAGGUGGUCAUGAAAUCACUGAAGCCGACAUGAUUCAAUGGGCCAACGAAGCUGUACGAUCUGGUGGCAAGGCAUCUACUAUCUCAUCAUUCAAGGAUGGUGGUUUACGUAACGGUGUCUUCUUCUUGGACUUGUUGAAUGGAGUCAAGAAGGGAGUUGUUGAUUACAAGCUUGUCACGGACGGUGUUUCUGACGACAAUGCCAAGAUGAAUGCCAAAUAUGGUAUUUCAAUUGCCCGUAAAUUGGGUGCUACCAUUUUCGUAUUGCCUGAAGAUAUUGUUGAAGUCAAGCCCAAGAUGAUCUUGACCUUUGUCGGAAGUCUUAUGGCCUUGUCCAAGUCAGGAGCAUUCAACUAG
Synchytrium microbalum is the source of this 2316-nucleotide messenger RNA. RefSeq lists its product as uncharacterized. The coding region runs from base 1 to 2316 and encodes 771 amino acids. The transcript has 12 exons. Lineage: Eukaryota; Fungi; Chytridiomycota; Chytridiomycetes; Synchytriales; Synchytriaceae. Gene Ontology annotation, biological process: actin filament network formation; actin filament bundle assembly. The record is from RefSeq and is a predicted model, not a curated record. Gene Ontology annotation, cellular component: cytoplasm; actin filament; actin filament bundle. Gene Ontology annotation, molecular function: actin filament binding.